This is a messenger RNA of Miscanthus lutarioriparius, 1560 nucleotides long. Lineage: Eukaryota; Viridiplantae; Streptophyta; Magnoliopsida; Poales; Poaceae. The record is from the annotation of a GenBank genome assembly.
AUGGAGGGUUGGAAUGGUGGCCUCGGGUCUUCUUGGAGCUACCUCCAGGAGACUGUUGGAUCCAAGGUUAGCAGUUCCUCAGGUACCAUAGUCUCCAGACUCUCUCCUGGCUACGCAUCUAGCGGCUCUCGCCCCUCCAGUUUCUCAAUGGAGGCGGCCAUGCACUUUGACUCCUUGAGGAUCCACGGGGACGUCAACGGCCACAACGUAGAUGACUGGGAAGAAGCUGAGGAAGAAACGGGGGAGGAGCGCAUGGACCGCAUUAGAAUCCUGGUCCAGGAAUUAUUCAGUGCGCCGUCGGCGAAUUGCAGCACCAAACGCGGUGACAUGAGUGCAGUAGUGGAGAGAUGGCUCAAGGAGCUGGGCCUCGGCUGGGUUCUCAGCCACGACGAUGGUGCAUCUGCGUGGGAGGAAGAGGAACUCGAUCGUGAUUAUGCAUGGACCUGGAUCCGGGCUCUCGACCAAAUCGCGCAAACCAUCUGUUUCAUGAGGCCGCACUUUCCGGAUUGUGGCUCCGUGGGCCUGCCCGGUAUUUGUGAGGAACAAGGAAAAAUUGUUCCAAAUCAAUACCAUUUGGCGCGGUUCAUCCAAGAAACCAUGUUGAAAAUGUUGGCUUUUGUUGACGCUGUAGUUGCUUGGGAUCCCUACACGACAGAAGAAUUUCUUUCAAUGGAUUUGGUUAUGCUGCAACCAUACAGUAAGCUCAUUAACUUGCUGGAUGUGUACGACGCUCUGUCUGAAGCCUCAGACAAGAUACUAAUGAUGUUUAAUUCGCCAACAUCUGUGGAAGUACAAAGGAUAGAGAAUGAAAUGGCCAUCCUUCUGUCGGCAUAUAAGAGCAAGUUGGGUGAGGCGAUAAGGAGCAUAAUGGAGAAGAUUAGGACCAAGUUGCUAGAGGAUGGCGAUACCUCGUCAACUUCUCUAAAUCCACAAGGAUCAUCAGACAUUCACAAGGCCACUCGGUCUGUAAUGACAUAUAUCAGGUUCCUAUGGUUUAAUUACUCGUCAGUGGAUGCAGCUAUAAGUGGGAAGUGUGUAUCUCAUAUUGAAAAUGUACUACCUUUGGAUAACAUGAUCAUAGAGAUGGUGUCUUGUCUACUAGAAAAGCUUGCCAACAUAUCAGAAUCAUUUCCAGAUCAAGGUAUCAGAUUCUUAUUCUUGCUCAACAACUCAUACUUCCUCUUGAACUCCCAAUCUUCCUACCGUCUCCAACGACCCUGGCUACCUGUCGAUCUAAAUGACCAAAUCGAGGACUAUAUGGAGAGAUAUCUACAAGUAUCAUGGGCACCGUUGUUGUCAUUCUUGUUCAAUACUACGCCUCUUUGCUUGGGGAAAAACUACUCCCCGCUAUCCAAGUUCGAGUCCGAAUUUCAGAAAAUGUACACCACCCAAAAGCACUGGAAGGUCUCAGAUCCUGAGCUCAGGAGAAGGCUGCGCGAAGUUAUCACGGACAAAAUCAUCCCAGGCUAUACAGAAUACAUAGAGGAUAACAAAGUUACCAACCCAAAAUUCAGUCCCCAGGAGCUGAAAGCGAUGCUGCAAGAGCUAUUCGAAGGAUGA